AUGUUCAAACGACUAUUGACUUGCUUAGCCGUGGUUGCUGCUGUUUCAGCCGCCGGAAAUGUCUGCAAAGUUGGUAAGGCAAUCAACAAGCCUGUAAUCAAUGGCACGCCUGUGUUUUGGCCGGCUUCUUGGAACGAAACCCAGCCCGCUCCUCAGCUGGAGAAGGGUCAGUCGUGUAGUUGGAUUGUAACGAUUCCACGCGGAUAUUAUGCAAAACUGAUAAUCAGUGGAAAGACGACAGGAAACGAUUCAGUCAUUCAAACUGUCGACUCUGCAGGAAAUCGUAUUCAAACAACCCAAGAAAACAUGGAACCCUAUUACUUCCCAGCCUCAAAGUUCACCAUUGCUGUUACAAACAAAGGAUUUGCUACGCUUGCAUUCAAAGUUGUUUGGUGGCCACUUCCACCAUCAAAAUAUGUUCAUCUUGUUGGACCUACUGGUCAGGUGGUCAACGUCACAGAAACUAUUUUUGCUAUGCAAUACGAGGGACCAGGCGGACUCACUCUGUUGACAUUCCCAGGAGAUUUGAAAAACUAUUAUUCAUUGAGAAGCGCAUUGGUCUUUGAAGGAAACAAUUUGGACACGGCAAACUAUGUUUCAAAUCUCUACCUGCUAUACCAGAAAAAAGUGCAAUGGUCAACUAGUCAAGAGAGUAUUUUUAUUGUCAACCUUGAAGCCAGUCGUUCCAACGAUAAACUUCUUUUUCAAUGAUCCAUGUUUCUGGCUGGAAUUGAUGAGAUAGUUGAACUUCACCCGCAAUCUAGUUCGGUCUAUAAUGGAACUUUGAACGGAGGUCACAGAAAGUCUUUGAACGGAGGUCACAGAAGUCUUCACUUGUUGCAGUGUCUGAUCUUGAAUUGCAAAUGAUCGAUGCUCAGAUGGAAGAUGACUCUACCGUUUCAGUUUACUAUGGUUCUCCAGAAAUCUUCGCUCUCGAUAAAACUUACACCAAAGGACAGCUGGAGAACGCACUUCCAUUGUCGUUUAAUGGAUCUUUUGUGCAGUUUGUGGUCAGUUCAGCUGUGAGCCGUGGCAAGGCUGUGUUUACUUUCAAAAGUUGAAAAG
Caenorhabditis elegans is the source of this 1065-nucleotide messenger RNA. The record is from the annotation of a RefSeq genome assembly. NCBI's taxonomy places the organism in Eukaryota, Metazoa, Nematoda, Chromadorea, Rhabditida, Rhabditidae.